AUGCCGCCUCCCAGCCAAGACAUGAGUUCACCCAAAGAGACUGGCUUUGAACUUUCAGAGUCAGCGAGACAAGAAGAGAACGGAGCCAUGAACACAGAGAGCACCGGGGCCGCUUCACCGAAUGGUGGUGAUUCAAGUGCCGUGCAACCACCGAGACGACGAAAGAAACAAUUCGCUGUAUCGACACGAUGGGAACAAGAGGUGGCGAGUCGCGGCCAACCGAGCGACAUGCAUAGCUACUUUUGCUGUUGUGCAAGACGGGUUGGCAACAUGUUUAUUCUACUGGAGUACGCAGAUGGAUCACCGAUCGUUGUGGCUGGGCCUUGUUGGCCAUUUUGUCUUCUGGUCACGGUGCCUCUGAUUCUGGGUAUAUCCGCAUUGGUUUCUUAUUUCUUAGUCCUCAAUGAGGACUCUGGUUUGCCGUCGUGGAUAGCCUACCUAUAUUUUCCUUGCGUUGCCAUGGUGAUGAUGGCGCUAUUUUGUGUCAGCUGCAGAAAUCCAGGAUUAAUGGAGAGAGUCACAGACGAGGAAGCUGGAGAAGGAGGGUGGUUCUGGAAUGAACAAGUUGGGAGCUUCAGGCCUCCUGGAGCUCUGUAUUGCCGCGAAUGCGGGGUUUUAAUACAAGAUUAUGAUCAUUUAUGCCCUUGGACCGGCACUGGCAUUGGCCACGGAAACAUGUUGGCAUUCAAAGUGUUUGUGGUGGGUGUCAACAUCCUAUGCUAUUUCAGCAUUAUCCUGCUGGUUUGGUCGCUGCUUGACGGGUUAGUCGCAUAG
Messenger RNA from Seminavis robusta, 774 nucleotides. The record is from the annotation of a GenBank genome assembly. Lineage: Eukaryota; Bacillariophyta; Bacillariophyceae; Naviculales; Naviculaceae.